GACCACAAGCUGGUACUUGUUCUUCAGAGCUAGUGUUUGCCUUGCCUAACAUGGAGCCCAGAGGCACGAGAGCUGCCGCACUCGGGAUGUUGGGUUUGCCCGAACACAAGCCCGCCCGGAUCGAACGGUUCUUAUCGCAUUACUAUCAGAAGGGAGCUUCAUUGCAUGGACUGUAUUAACGAGUACUUAUAGGAAGGGAGCUCACUGCAUGGUGAUGUCGGAUACCAACCAAAAGAUUCAUCAAACGCAUCUUGGGUUCUUUUAGUGCUCGACUGCCUCGUCGCUCCAACGCAAAGAUGGCUUACACUCACGAAAACAAGAUUCCAACCAGGUUCCCCUUUGAUAAAUCCAGAGUUCAUGUUCUCGGCAGUGACAUGGCCUACGUGGACGCCGGUUCCUCGCCCGGAUCGGCAACCCUCUUCCUUCACGGUAAUCCAACGUCAUCCUAUCUUUGGCGCAACAUCAUCCCGUACAUCUCUGGGAAAAGCCGCUGCAUUACACCCGAUCUGAUUGGCUUCGGAGACUCCGACAAGGUCCCCGGGCUCGACUACCGCGUCGCCGACCACCAGAGAUACCUCGACGCCUUCCUGGACCUGGUAUUGCCAACGGAGAAGAUCACUCUCGUCCUGCAUGAUUGGGGUUCCGCUCUUGGCUUCGACUGGGCCCGCCGCCAUGAGGAUCGCAUUGCUGGACUGGCUCUGAUGGAGUUCAUGCACCCUUCCUCCAGCUGGGAAACGGCGCCGAAAGCCAUGGCCGACAACUUCAAGCCGUUCCGGGAGCCAGGGCUUGGACGCCAACUGAUUAUCGACCAAAACGUAUUCAUCGAGAGGAUCCUUCCGGGGAGCAUCGUCCGACAGCUUUCCGAGGAAGAGAUGACCGAGUACCGUCGUCCGUUCCUUGAUCCGGCAUCCCGCGAGCCUCUCUGGCGGUUUCCCAACGAGAUUCCCAUCGGAGGACAGCCUGCCGACGUGGCAGAGAUGGCGGAGAAGUACAUGGCCUGGCUCUUUCAAACGGAGCUGCCCAAGCUGUUCUUCUGGGUCACUCCUGGCGGCACGAUUGGGGAGGAGAAGGCGGUGGAGUUUAUGAAGAAGUUGCGAAACACGCGGAGCGUCUAUCUAGGACCUGGAGUCCACUUUGUGCAGGAAGAUCACCCUCACGCCAUCGGCCGUGAGAUAUCUCACUGGCUCCCGUCGUUCUGAAGAGUGCAGGAAGAGGGUGUAGAGCCAAGAGCUUGGCAAUGCGAUUGAAGGAGGUUGCAACGCAGUCUUAGGCUUGUACCGUUCUCCCACACUUGGUAGUGCGAAGAAGCAGUCAAUACAGUCGUA
Messenger RNA from Colletotrichum acutatum, 1325 nucleotides. RefSeq names its product Alpha/Beta hydrolase protein. Lineage: Eukaryota; Fungi; Ascomycota; Sordariomycetes; Glomerellales; Glomerellaceae. The record is from RefSeq and is a predicted model, not a curated record. Gene Ontology annotation, molecular function: haloalkane dehalogenase activity. The coding region runs from base 297 to 1199 and encodes 300 amino acids. The transcript has a single exon.